UUCAUCUCAGUCUCCCGAGAGCACUUCUAAUUGUGCUUUUACUGAGCACUUGGACUAUGGGACAGACCAAAAUGUGUGGAGAGAAGCAAUAUGUUCACGGUGACCUGUGCUGCAACUACUGUAAACCAGGAACUUAUUUGAAGGGAUUUUGCUCUGAAACUGAUCUAUCAUCUGACUGCCAUCCCUGUGAUGAGGGUACUUAUAGAGAUAAAUACCACAACAUUGACCGUUGUACGAAGUGUCCUGCGUGUCCCGAAGGAGCACUGAGAACUGAGAAUUGUACAAAAACCACAAAAGGAAAGUGUACAUGCCGACCUGGCUUCCUGUGCUCUGACCACAGCUGCUCAAGUUGUAAGAAAAGCAACAUCAGUGAAGUGAAUAAUGCACAGAAUGAAGAACUGAAAAAAUGCCCUGGAAAUCAUCAUUUUGAUGAAAAGGAGGGCACCUGCAAGCCAUGGACAAAUUGCAGCGAGAAGGGACUUGUUGAGAUAAUUCAAGGAAACAAAACUCACGACUCUACUUGUGCUAAACCGGAGCCACAAGGAGAUAGCAGAGACUUUCUGUUCUGGUCCAUGGCUGUCAGCUUUGUUGUGCUGUCCCUCACCCUCUUUGUGUUCGUGUCUUACACCUGCUUGAAUAUCCUGUGGAAGAAAUCGAGGAACCGAGCUAAAAAUAAGAUUUCCAUCCAGGCAGUUUUCCCUAAAACUGGUGACCUCAACCUCUCAAAGGAGGAGAGCGGGCUCCAUCUCAUCAUCCAGGAAGAGUUCAAGGAUUCCCCCAAUGGAAGUCAGCUGGAUUUGGAAAAAACUUCCAGUCUUUCAUCAGUCUGAUAAGCCAUAACCAACACUGGGAUAUUUAUGUGUCAUUCUGCAAACCAAAAUGAAGAUUUUUGAUUUUGUCAGGUUCAAACCACAAACCAUCUGUUUUACGAGCAAUAUAUACAAGACAAACAUAAAAUGUCACAUUUGGAACAAAAAGGAUGAGUUUAAGUUUAGAUAGUGGAUGAUGUCUUGCUAAGUUGGAAGUUUUCUGUCCAUCUAAGGAUGAUGGAUUAAAAAUCAAAUGUGCUUUAACAUCUAUCUUAGGCUCAAAAUGACCUAAUUGGAAGAGGCUUUAGCUAAUUGUUUAUUAGAAAUAAUUUAAACAACAAGUUUUUACAAGACUUAGUCAGGCCAUUUGUGUGGCUUCUGAACCAGAUCAAUCUCUUGAUUAAUGUAUUAUAUGACAAAACCUGUUGCUCAAGAGAGGGAGUAUUUGUAUUUUAUAUGUAUUUAAAAGUCAAAUGCAUAUUUUCUGUUGAUCCAAGAAAGAUUUAGAUCAGGCCUACAAAAAAGAGGUCAGUUAAAGUGUAAAACUGAAAUUAGGAUAUA
Messenger RNA from Cyprinodon tularosa, 1370 nucleotides. Its product is annotated as tumor necrosis factor receptor superfamily member 26-like. The record is from RefSeq and is a predicted model, not a curated record. Gene Ontology annotation, molecular function: CD154 receptor binding; antigen binding. Gene Ontology annotation, biological process: immune response-regulating cell surface receptor signaling pathway; defense response to virus; positive regulation of interleukin-12 production. Lineage: Eukaryota; Metazoa; Chordata; Actinopteri; Cyprinodontiformes; Cyprinodontidae. Bases 57 to 830 code for a protein of 257 amino acids. The transcript has 7 exons. Gene Ontology annotation, cellular component: external side of plasma membrane; CD40 receptor complex.